AAGGAAUCUAAAUAUGCGUUGAAGUUCAAAAUGCAGAAUGUGGAGACUUCAGCACAAAGUGGCCAUGUGAUGAAAAAAGUCCAAAUCAGGGACAUGAUGAAUGAGAACGACAUACACAAGCGAAAGGGCUCGCACAGUGAUGGCAUCAUACACACUACGGACUCCUCAGUCAAGCAGAACAAAGAGAAGGAUAAAGCCGCUGUGUUACAGAAAGAUGUUGAUCUGGUGAGUGGGAUCAGCCUGAUCGUGGGGACCAUGAUCGGCUCUGGCAUCUUCAUCUCUCCCAAAGCCGUGCUGGAGGGGACGGGAGCAGUGGGGCCGUGUUUAUGUGUGUGGGCAGCAUGUGGUGUGCUGGCUGCUCUGGGAGCUCUUUGCUACGCUGAGCUUGGCACAUUGAUCACUAAAUCGGGGGGUGAGUACUCCUACCUACUGGAAGGCUUUGGGUCUGCGACAGCGUACCUUUACUCCUGGACGACCAUCUUCAUUCUCAAGCCAUCAUCCUUCGCCAUUGUUGCCCUCAGCUUUGCAGAAUAUGUCGCCACGCCUUUUUACCCAGGAUGCACCUCGCCCGUGAUUGUCACCAAAUGCCUGGCUGCUGCCUGUGUUUUUCUGACUACUAUUGUGAACUGCCUGAGUGUGAAGCUGGCCAAGUAUGUGCAGAUCUUCUUCACUGUAGCCAAACUGCUCAUCAUCGUCAUCAUAGUGAUUUCAGGCAUGGUUCUCCUAGCCCAAGGCAAUACACAGAAUUUCGCAAAUGCGUUUGAAGGAACAACUUCCUUCGGGGCAAUUGGACUUUCGUUUUACAAUGGCCUCUGGGCGUAUGAUGGGUGGAAUCAACUGAACUUCAUAACUGAAGAGCUGAAAGACCCAUAUCGAAACCUUCCCUUGGCCAUCAUUACUGGGAUUCCUCUGGUGUCGGUAUGCUAUGUGCUAGUCAAUGUUGCUUACUUCACUGUUAUGACACCAGCAGAAUUACUCCAGUCUUCUGCUGUUGCUGUGACCUUUGGUGACAGGGUGCUGUACCCACUGUCUUGGGUCGUGCCACUGUUUGUUGUGUUCUCUACUUUUGGAGCUGCCAAUGGAAGCUGUUUUACUUCUGGAAGGUUGAUCUACGUGGCAGGAAGGGAAGGCCAUAUGGUGAAGCUCCUCUCCUACAUCAGUCUGAAAUACUACACCCCUGCACCAGCUCUCAUCUUUAAUGGCAUCCUGUCUAUCUUCUACAUAAUUCCAGCAGAUAUUAAUACACUCAUUAACUACUUCAGCUUUGCUCAAUGGGUAUUCUAUGGUCUCACUGCCUUCUCGCUUAUCCUUAUGCGGUUUACAAAGAAACACCUGCACAGACCUGUGAAGGUGCCCAUAAUUAUUCCUGUUGUUGUGGUGGUAGUGGCCUGCUACCUGGUUUUGGCUCCAAUCAUUGACAAACCUGAACUGGAGUAUCUCUAUUGCACAAUCUUUAUCUUGGGUGGAAUGAUAUUUUAUUUCCUUUUUGUUUACCACAAGUUCAGCUGUACCCAGCGAAUAAUGAAACUCAUCUCCAUGUACCUUCAACUGCUAAUGGAAGUGGUCCCAGCAGAGGAGGUCGAGUGAAUAUCAACAGGCAGAGUGAGAAAGGAUCAUACAUUGAUCAGUGAUCAGCAUGGAACAGAUCAGCAGCCAUAUUGCUUCAGACUUCUUAAAAGGAAUAUGACUACAUGACUACACGUUUAGUCUUUCACAACUGCACCACAUGCCAUGCACUUUAUAUCUGCUGACCAGGUGCUGACCAUAUAAUAAAGCAAUUUACUUUUUUUUUUCCUUUUUUUUUUUAAGGUUGUGUGGGCUACAGGUAUUCAUUAGUACCUCCUGUUGCUUUGGUGACAGUGAUGCUGGGUGUUCAGGGGAGAAUCUUACAUAUGUAUGAAACCUGAUUUUUAAAAAUGGAUUGUAUAAAUUUAGAUUAUGGCUGGUUUUACUGCGAAUAAGAAAUUGUUAAAGUUGAUGUGCCACUCUAGUGUGGCAUUUGUGUAAAAACCCAGUUAGAAAACAAAAUUGUUGUGUUAUUGUUACUAAACUCAAAAAUAAGAUAAAAUAAUUAAAUAUAUUUACCCA
Messenger RNA from Electrophorus electricus (electric eel), 2088 nucleotides. RefSeq names its product solute carrier family 7 member 9 (gene slc7a9). The record is from RefSeq and is a predicted model, not a curated record. Gene Ontology annotation, molecular function: L-amino acid transmembrane transporter activity. NCBI's taxonomy places the organism in Eukaryota, Metazoa, Chordata, Actinopteri, Gymnotiformes, Gymnotidae. Gene Ontology annotation, biological process: amino acid transmembrane transport. Gene Ontology annotation, cellular component: membrane.